AUGACUAUUCAAUACCACGACUAUUCAAUACCACGACUAUUCAAUACCACGACUAUUCAAUACCACGACUAUUCAAUACCACGACUAUUCAAUACCACGACUAUUCAAUACCACGACUAUUCAAUACCACGACUAUUCAAUACCACGACUAUUCAAUACCACGACUAUUCAAUACCACGACUAUUCAAUACCACGACUAUUCAAUACCACGACUAUUCAAUACCACGACUAUUCAAUACCACGAUUUGGCGCAGAAGCUGCGUAAGCACAGCGCGCGGAAAACAUGGCAUAUCCAUUCUGUCCCUCGACCCCAGCGCCAGAAGUACCCACGCUCUCUGUUCCGACUUCUCCUUCGACGCCUGGACUCGAUACUUCCACACUUACACCCGUAAAUCCUCCCACUUCAAUCCUGCACAUCCCAUCUCAGCCGCUGCAUACACCGCCUCAGGCGGUCGACUCGUCUUCUCGCUAGCGCGAUGCGUAGCCUGUGCUGUAGCAUGGCGGGAGGAGGAUGUUCGUGCUGGGCUGGGGGGCAAGGCGAGAGCGCUGAAUGUGUAUCGGGGAUGUGAGAUGGAGGUGGAUCUGUUUCCAGAAAGUGAUACUGACGGUAGUGAGAACGUGAAGCGGACUCAGAGUUUGGAAGAACAGGAACAGAAGCUGUGGAGGGCGGAUAGAGGAGUCAGGGUGGGUCCUUUUGGGGACGGUGGAGGAGAGGACGCGAUAUUGGCCCGGAGGGAUAGCGAGGAGUGGCAAAGUGUAUGGCUGGAUGAAUUGGAGAAACGAGAUUCGGUCAUCGCGGAGAUGAGCAUCGGGGAUGAUGGUCCUGCAGAUGCAAAUCCAAAUGAGCCGGAUGAGCAGCAGCAGCAGCAGCAGGUGAAUCCCAGUCCCCCAGCCUCUCCCAGUCGGCCACAACAUCGAGCAUCCAUCCACCUCUCUGUUCCAGUCCUCUACACCGACCAGGAAAAGAACACGCCGGAUUCCAAAUUCUCCUCCGACUCCUCCGGGACCUCUACAACGUCACGUCGCCGAAAGGGCAUGCUACGGAAAAUGAGAUCUUGGCUCAAGACAAAGCGGACGCAGGAUGAAUCUUCGGCUCCCACGUCACUGCAAAACAAGAUGCCCAAGGAUGUGUGGAGACGGCGAAGUGAAGGUCUGCCUCACGGAAAUACGGAGAGCGCGACGGAGCGGGCGAGGACUUUUCCUGGAUUUCCAUGA
This is a messenger RNA of Plenodomus lingam JN3, 1215 nucleotides long. The record is from RefSeq and is a predicted model, not a curated record. NCBI's taxonomy places the organism in Eukaryota, Fungi, Ascomycota, Dothideomycetes, Pleosporales, Leptosphaeriaceae.